AAAUCUCCUCUAUGUUUACCCUCAGAGGCUGAAUUUUGCUAACCGACCAGCUUCUGCAAGAAACAUUACCAUCAAGAUCCAGUUUAUGUGUGGCGAAGACCCAUCCUGUGCAAUGCCGGUAAUUUUUGGGAAAUCUUCAGGUCCAGAAUUUGUGCAAGAAAUAUACACAGCUAUCACAUAUCAUAAUAAGUCCCCUGACUUUUAUGAAGAAGUGAAAAUUAAGCUGCCAGCAAAACUCACAGAGAAACACCAUCUGCUAUUCACAUUCUAUCACAUCAGCUGCCAGCCAAAGCAAGGAGCAUCUGUGGAAACCCUCAUUGGGUAUUCAUGGCUGCCGAUUCUAUUAAACGAUCGUCUUCAAACUGGGCAUUAUUGUCUUCCUGUUGCAUUGGAUAAGCUGCCUUUCCACUAUUCAAUUCACUCUCCUGAGAAAGUUCCAUGUCAGACACCACCUAUUAAGUGGGUUGAAGGGCACAAGGGUGUUUUCAAUGUUGAAGUGCAAGCUGUUUCAUCUGUUCAUACUCAGGACAAUCACCUGGAGAAGUUCUUUACUCUGUGCCAUUCUCUGGAAAGUCAAGUGACAUUCCCCAUUCGACUGAUGGACCAGAAGAUUACAGAGGCUACACUGGAACAUGAAUUGAAACUCAGCAUUAUCUGUUUGAAUUCUUCACGCCUUGAACCUCUUGUCUUGUUUUUACAUUUGGUACUAGAUAAACUUUUCCAGCUGGCUGUACAGCCCAUGGUCAUAGCUGGCCAGACAGCCAACUUCUCACAGUUUGCCUUUGAAUCUGUGGUUGCAAUAGUGAACAGUCUUCACAACAGCAAAGACCUUAGCAAAGACCAGCACGGGAGGAAUUGCCUCCUGGCAUCUUAUGUCUACUAUGUAUUUCGCCUGCCAGACCCUCAAAGAGAAGUAGUCAAACCAGGUGCAGGCAGCAGUGCCAUUUUGACAGAGUCUCGUUAUUACACAUUUGGACGCACUUCUGCAGUGUCUGUUGGGAGUAAACUCCUGCAGAGCCGAGUGAUAAGCUGCAGCAAUCCUGACAUCACUGUUGCACAAACUGCUACUGAUGAGGAGGUCAAAAACAUCAUGUCAUCCAAGCCUAUGGAUCACAGCUCCAGUCGGAUGUCUUUCUGUGUUGAAGGAACAAAUGACAUACCAAGUGUUUCUGCAAGCCCAAGACCAUCCAAUAAAAAGCAUUUCCAUGAGGAGCUGGCACUGCAGAUGGUGGUCAGCACGGGUAUGGUGAGAGAAUCUGUCUUCAAGUAUGCCUGGUUCUUCUUUGAGCUCCUGAUAAAGAGUAUGGCUCAGUAUGUUCACAACAUAGAGAAGCAAGACAACCCACGAAGAAGCCGGUUCUCCGAUCGCUUCAAAGAUGAUAUUACCACUAUAGUUAGUGUGGUUACUUCUGAGAUUGCUGCACUUUUAGUCAAACCACAGAAGGAAAGUGAGCAAGCAGAAAAAAUUAAUAUCAGCCUGGCAUUUUUCUUGUAUGAUCUUCUUUCUUUAAUGGACCGAGGAUUUGUGUUUAAUCUCAUCAAACAUUACUGUAAUCAGCUCUCAAACAAACUGAAUUCACUCUCCACCCUGAUUUCCAUGAGACUGGAGUUCCUGAGGAUUCUCUGCAGCCAUGAGCAUUACCUCAAUCUGAACCUCUUCUUCAUGACCUCCACAUCUGCUCCAGCAUCCCCUUCCCCCUCCUUAUCCUCCCAGAACUCUAGCUCCUGCUCUAGUUUCCAGGACCAGAAAAUUGCUGGUAUGUUUGACCUCUCAGCCGAAUACCGUCAGCAGCACUUUCUGACCGGCUUACUUUUCACUGAAUUGGCAGCAGCACUGGACACAGACAGCGAGGGGAUUAGCAAGGUGCAAAGAAAAGCUGUCAGUGCUAUCCUUAGCCUGCUGAGUUCCCAUGACCUAGAUCCACGUUGCUCCAAAAAAGAGGUGAAGAUUAAAAUUGCAGCUCUCUACCUCCCUUUGGUUGGUAUAAUUUUGGAUUCACUGCCACAGCUCCAUGAUUUUACAAUUUCAGAUGCCCGCAGUGGAAAGGGACGCACAGGAAACCCAGAAGAAGAACAAGAGUCUGCAGGUGCAAUCAAUCAAAAUGUGGCUCUUGCCAUUGCAGGGAAUCAGUGCAACCUCAGGACCUCUGGAAUGUCUCUGGUGUCCCUGCCCUACAGACAGAGUGCUACAUUAGGUCCUGAUACUACUCGCAACCUUUUGAUCUGUUUCCUCUGGAUCAUGAAAAAUGCUGAUCAGAAUCUAAUACAGAAAUGGAUUGCAGACCUUCCAUCCAUGCAGUUGAACAGGAUUUUAGACCUCCUCUUCAUUUGUGUCUCAUGCUUUGAGUACAAGGGCAAACAAAGCUCAGAUAAAGUUAGCACCCAAGCACUCCAGAAGUCACGAGAUGUUAAGGCCCGAUUAGAGGAGGCUUUACUGAGAGGUGAAGGAGCCAGAGGAGAAAUGAUGAAGCGCUGCAGAACUCCAGCUGGGAAUGACAGAUCAGCAGGGCUAAAUGAGAACCUGCGCUGGAGAAAGGAGCAGACUCACUGGCGGCAGGCAAAUGAGAGACAAGAUAAGACAAAAGCUGAGCUAGAUCAAGAAGCUCUGAUCAGUGGAAACCUGGCAACUGAAGCUAACCUGAUCAUUCUUGAUAUGCAAGAGAACAUCAUCCAGGCAAGCUUUGCAGCAGAGUGCAGAGACAAUCUUUUGGGAGGAGUUUUGAAGGUCCUGGUAAAUUCUCUUGGCUGUGAUCAGAGCACCACUUACCUGACUCAUUGCUUUGCUACACUCAGAGCACUCAUUGCUAAGUUUGGAGAUUUCCUGUUUGAAGAAGAGGUCGAACAAUGUGCUGACCUGUGUCAAAGAGUUCUCCAUCACUGCAGCAGCAGCAUAGAUAUUACACGGACUCAAGCCUGUGCCACUCUCUAUCUCCUCAUGAGAUACAGCUUCAGCUCUACCAGUAAUUUUGCAAGAGUGAAGAUGCAGGUAACCAUGUCACUAGCCUCUCUGGUUGGCAAAUCACCUGAGUUUAAUGAGGAAUUCCUUCGACGAUCCUUACGAACCAUCCUAGCGUAUGCAGAGGAAGAUGCAGAUAUGCAGGCAACUCCAUUUCCAAUUCAGGUAGAGGAGCUGCUGUGUAAUCUGAACAGCAUCCUGUCAGAUACAGUGAAAAUGAGGGAAUUUCAGGAAGAUCCAGAGAUGCUCAUGGAUCUCAUGUACAGAAUUGCCAAAGGAUACCAGACAUCACCCGACUUGAGGCUGACUUGGCUGCAGAACAUGGCAGAGAAGCACACCAAGAGGAAGUGCUACACAGAAGCAGCCAUGUGUCUGGUCCAUGCUGCAGCCCUGGUGGCAGAGUACCUCAGCAUGCUUGAAGAUCGAAACUACCUCCCAGUGGGCAGUGUCAGCUUUCAGAACAUUUCAUCCAAUGUGCUGGAGGAAUCUGCCGUUUCAGAUGACGUUUUGUCUCCAGAUGAAGAUGGUAUAUGUUCUGGGAGGUAUUUCUCAGAAAGUGGCCUGGUAGGGCUGCUGGAACGAGCAGCAGAGCUCUUCAGCACGGGGGGAUUGUAUGAAACUGUGAAUGAGGUGUACAAAAUUGUCAUCCCCAUACUGGAAGCACAUCGAGAUUUCAGGAAGCUUACCUUGACACACAGCAAGCUACAGAAGGCCUUUGACAGCAUUAUUAAUAAGGGUCAAAAGCGAAUGUUUGGAACUUACUUCCGUGUUGGUUUCUAUGGAUCCAAAUUUGGGGACUUGGAUGAACAGGAAUUUGUUUAUAAGGAGCCUGCAAUUACCAAACUUCCUGAGAUUUCUCACAGAUUAGAGGGAUUUUAUGGCCAGUGUUUUGGGGAGGAUGCUGUGGAAGUGAUUAAGGACUCUGCUCCUGUAGACAAAAGAAAGCUGGAUCCCAAUAAGGCAUACAUACAAAUUACUUUUGUGGAACCAUAUUUUGAUGAGUAUGAGAUGAAAGACAGGGUAACCUAUUUUGAGAAGAACUUCAACCUCUGUCGGUUCAUGUACACUACACCUUUCACCAUGGAUGGGCGCCCCAGAGGAGAGCUUAGCGAGCAAUACAAGAGGAACACCAUCUUAACCACAAUGCAUGCUUUCCCCUACAUCAAAACUAGAAUUAAUGUAAUCCAAAAAGAAGAGUUUAUUUUAACCCCAAUUGAAGUUGCUAUUGAAGAUAUGCAGAAAAAAACACAGGAACUAACUGCAGCCACACACCAAGAGCCACCAGAUGCCAAAAUGCUCCAGAUGGUUUUGCAGGGCUCAGUUGGAGCUACUGUAAAUCAGGGACCGCUAGAGGUAGCGCAAGUGUUCCUGGCUGAAAUUCCAGCAGACCCCAAACUUUAUCGACAUCACAACAAGCUGAGGUUGUGCUUCAAAGAGUUUAUAAUGAGGUGUGGUGAAGCAGUGGAGAAAAACAAGCGCCUUAUUACUGCUGAUCAGCGGGAGUAUCAGCUAGAGCUCAGAAAGAACUACGGGAAGCUGAAGGAGAACUUGAGGCCCAUGAUUGAGAGGAAGAUCCCAGAACUGUACAAACCGGUAGUGAAAGUCCAUAGCACAAGGGAAUCUUUUCGUAACCACAGUUUUAGGAAAUAUGAAGCCCAGACGUCUUCACAAAGCACUUAA
This is a messenger RNA of Pelecanus crispus (Dalmatian pelican), 4636 nucleotides long. Lineage: Eukaryota; Metazoa; Chordata; Aves; Pelecaniformes; Pelecanidae. The record is from RefSeq and is a predicted model, not a curated record.